Olea europaea var. sylvestris is the source of this 1714-nucleotide messenger RNA. RefSeq names its product common plant regulatory factor 1-like. NCBI's taxonomy places the organism in Eukaryota, Viridiplantae, Streptophyta, Magnoliopsida, Lamiales, Oleaceae. The transcript is spliced from 14 exons. Gene Ontology annotation, cellular component: nucleus. Gene Ontology annotation, molecular function: DNA-binding transcription factor activity; sequence-specific DNA binding. The record is from RefSeq and is a predicted model, not a curated record. Bases 554 to 1696 code for a protein of 380 amino acids. Gene Ontology annotation, biological process: regulation of DNA-templated transcription.
UACUCUCUCUCUCUCUCUCUCUCAUAUCAGUCUGAAAACAGAGAAAAAAAGCUCUGUUGUCCUCUGUUUUUCUCUUAGUGAGAGAAAUGCAAGGAGUUUAGAAGUAAAUGGUACUUUCUGAAUUCUGAGACUUAUAAUUUAUCUUCGUAAUAUAAGAUUUUUGGGCUUCGAAUUAUUUAAGGAUGUCUUGGAUUUACUACAGUAAAAGUGGUUGUGUAUUACUGUUACAUUCUUUGUUGAUGGGUUGGGAUGAUGAAAAGAUAAGAGUGGACCCCACGGCUCCUGCGCCCACUUGAUUUGGCGGAUGAAAGGUGGAACUAGGUGCAUUUGAUUGCAAGCUUGGAACUUGCAUUGAAAGAAAAUUAAGUUAGCAGAAUCAAUUUCCGGUUGGUUUGAACUGGCUGUGACGAAGAAUCUUUAUAUUUAUGACGGGUGCAGCUAUUUCAUUUUCAGCCAGCAUCUUUCCCCAUUUUUGCUAGUUUUUGAAGAUCGAAAGGUCAUUUUUGAGUUACAAAUUGAAUAAAGUACUGCAGUCUCUACUUUGUAUGUCACCAUGGGAAAUAGUGAAGACGGGAAGGUUUCUAUGCCUGAGAAGUCAUCCUCACCUGCAAUGGACCAGCAUAAUAUACAUGUAUUCCCUGAUUGGACCAAGAUGCAGGCUUACUAUGGUCCUCGACUUGCUGUACCUCCUUAUCUAAACUCAGCUGUUACCUCUGGUCAUGCUCCUCCCCCCUAUAUGUGGGGACCACCACAGGCUAUAAUGCCACCUUAUGGGCCUCCAUAUGCGGCAUUCUAUGCACAUGGCAGCAUUUAUGCACAUCCAGGAGUUCCUAUCGCUGGUACUCCUUUGAGCAUGGACACACAAACCAAGUCAUCGGAGAAUACAGACGGAAGUUUGUUGAAGAAAUUGAAAGAAUUUAAUGGGCUUGCAAUGUCAAUAGGCAAUGGCAAUGCCGACUCUGACAGUGCUGAAGGUGGAUCCAACCCUAGACUUUCAAAGAGUGGGGAAACUGGAGAUUCCAGUGAUGAAAGUAAUGGGAUCACUGCAGGGGUUGGUCACAAAGGCAAGAAAAGAAGUCGGGAGGAAACUCCUAACAAUGCUGUAGACAGCAAGGCUCAAACACAUAACAGUUUGAUGGAUAUGGUCGUACCUGAAAAGGCUCCAGAAAACGUCUCCACAGCAUUAGAACUCAAAGAUCUUUCUUACACAAAUGUGAAGUCUGUUCCAACUAAAUCGCCUCAACCACCCUUGACAAAUGAAGCUGGGCUGCACAAUGAUCGGGAUCUGAAGCGAGAGCGAAGGAAACAGUCUAAUCGAGAAUCUGCUAGAAGAUCAAGGUUGAGAAAACAGGCUGAGGCUGGGGAACUAGCUACAAAGGUUCAAAUGCUAACUCAUGAGAAUUUGACUCUCAAAUCCGAGAUACAUAAAUUACUGGAAAACUCGGAUAUGCUGAAGGUCGAGAAUGCUACGUUAAUGGAGAAACUAAAAGAUGCUCAACUAGGCCAAACAGAGAUAAGCCUACACAAAAUUGAUGAUCCGAGGCUGAAACCAAUUGGGACGGCAAAUCUACUCUCAAGAGUUAAUAACUCCGAUAGAAAAAAUGAGAGCGAUACUUACGAGAAUAAAAGCUCGGGAACAAAGCUUCGUCAGCUUCUGGAUGCUAGCCUGAGGACUGAUGCUGUGGCUGCCAGCUGAUCGAAUCUGUACACUUGA